Gongylonema pulchrum is the source of this 189-nucleotide messenger RNA. Lineage: Eukaryota; Metazoa; Nematoda; Chromadorea; Rhabditida; Gongylonematidae. The record is from the annotation of a GenBank genome assembly.
GUAAGGCCAGUAAACAUGGCGAUGAUACUGGAUUACGAUGAAGCGACGCUACGACGGCACAUGGAAAGCCGAGGCCUGGACAUCGAAGUAAUUGAUGCAAGGAUUCGCGAAUUCAAGCUCAAAACCUUACCCAGUGCCAAGUAUUUCGAUGAUCAACGGCUACUCCAUUUAGUUCGUGCUUCAUUAUGA